AUGGAAUAUGACAUUGAAUACGUGCCCCGCACAUCAGUUAAGGAGCAGGCAAUUGCGGAUCAUUUAGCGGAGUUCCCAAUCGAAGACGAUACGCCGAUCAACUCUGACUUUCCGGACGAAGGGAUUCUCCAAGUGGACAGUGAGGAGAACAAAUUCGCAUGGAGGAUGUAUUUCGAUGGCGCAAUAAAUUCCACUGGGUCCGGCAUUGGUGCAGUACUGAUAUCCCCCGACGGACGCUAUUAUCCGGUUGCAGCAAAGGUUGAUUUCCCCUGCACUAAUAACGUGGCCGAAUACGAAGCAUGCAUCAUCGGCCUGCAAGCGGCGAUCGACUUCAAGGUGAAGGAACUAGAAGUGUUCGGCGAUUCUAUGCUUACAAUUUUCCAGACGUUGGGGCAAAGGAAGACGAAUGAUGCAAAGCUAGUACCAUAUCACGAGUAUCUAGCAGAGAACUUCAAGAAAAUCUCAUUCACAUACACAUUGCGCAUUAAGAACCAAUUUGCAGAUGCACUUGCGAGACUCGCAUCCAUGGUGAGCAUCACGAAAGAAAAUCUCAUUGAGCCACUCGAAAUCAAGAUUGCCAAGGGCCCUGCUCACUGCGACGCAAUCGAGGCAACUGACGAACAGCCGUGGUAUGAAGACAUCAAACAUUUUCUGCAAACCGGCCAAUACCCGACAUUCGCCAACAGGCGCGACAAAAAAACACUUCGGCGACUCGUAGCACAUUACUUCAUGAGUGGAGAGGUCCUUUAUCGCCGUUCCUUCGAUGCCACACUACUCCGGUGUGUCGAUGAAAUUGAAGCACAACGCCUUAUGGGAGAGGUACAUGAGGGAAGUUGCGGACCCCACAUGAGCGGGCUCAUGCUCGCUAAGAAACUUAUGCGUUUGGGUUACUUCUGGUCCACCAUGGAGGCCGACUGCGCCAAACACGUCCUACACUGCCACUUGUGCUAG
This is a messenger RNA of Punica granatum (pomegranate), 951 nucleotides long. Lineage: Eukaryota; Viridiplantae; Streptophyta; Magnoliopsida; Myrtales; Lythraceae. The record is from RefSeq and is a predicted model, not a curated record.